GCCAAAUAACAAGAGUAACUAUGGCGCUCCUGUCUUUGGAAAAUGGACAUGAAUUCAGUGGGAAAAGGCCCUAAAGAAAGGCACAUAGCGUUUCUGUUAGCUGAUGCACUUCGACAAGAAGAUGCAGAGAAGUUCCUAGAAGUUUACGACACUGUUAUUCCUCAGGAAAUGCCCCUUGAUGAGCUAUCCUGGUGUGGUGUGUGCAGUGUUGAGUUUGGCGGGGGUGUGGGUGCCCAUCUUUACAUGCCACCGUUGUUCUGUCUUCACUACUAGGUAGAUCACAUCAAGGAACGUGCACGAGAGUUGUCCGAACUCCCCGAGGAAAUCUUUCAGCAGGAAUUCAGGCUUGUCAAACAAUCCCUGACCCCGGAGAGUGGUCAGCCCCAAGCUGGUCAAUCUGGGGGCGGUCAGUCGACUGACCUUCCCGAGGAAUAUUACCAACGCAAGCGCCGCCUGCAAAAACGCCCGCCCCAAGGUUGUAGCUCGGUGUCGACGGGAGGUAACAAUACGGAUAACCCAGGGCAGACGGGCCAGACAGGGACUUGUGGCCAAGCCCUGAAACAUGCAAAAGUCGACGUCCUAGAAAAGAUAGCAAAAACAACAUCCGCACUCGCGGCUCUUCAGUCAGCUACCACCGAGUUAACGGUCAUUCAAGAAUCUGGGAUCGUAGCCGACGAUCAAGAAAAGGAAGAACAAGAAUUGUCUGCUACUCCUAAACACCCCGUGUCCACGCGAGCCACACUUCCCUCACUUUCACAGUUGUAUAAAACGGCCGAGAAACUAAAAGCUUCAAGCGAGCAGCUACGAAAAAUGUGGGAAAACAGGGAAAGCGAGAAGCCGCCAUUCGGAUACCCUCCCGACGCUACCAGUAUUACAAAAUCCGCCAUGACUCUCUUGAACAAGGGAGAGACUAAAGAGGGGGAUACGAGUUCACUUGAUGCAAUCUGCAGUACCGGGCUGGAACGCCGGGGGUCCCUGGACAGUGGAAAGGAUGAUGAUAGGCAGUAUGAGUCGAGCGGGAGCAGGAGAAGCAGUGUUUCGCAAGGCGGUCGCAAAAAGAAGAAAAAGAAGAAGAAGGCUAAUAAAAGUGGAAAGCAACAGUCUGUGGGUGCCUUAAAGUCAGCCUCAUCAGAAUGUUCUAUAGACAGUGAUAGUGGGACCAUAAACAGCCAAGAUGGGGCUAGCUCCAACUCAAUCGACAGCGGUAAGAGCAAUGCUUCUAACCCCGAAAAGAAGGAAACAACAGAUCCUAUUGUUAUAGAAAAAACACAAGAGAACCCCGAAAAAUUAACUCUUACCAGUAACGGACUCUCGAAGGACAUGGUGAAGGGAAAUGCCGCGCGGAUCGGGAGCGAGAUAAUGAACGUACAGCAGCAAAAUUCUACCGAAAUUCCUCUGACUCCGGGAACUAUGCAAGAUGGAACAACGAAACCCGUAGGACAGUCGGCUUCAAGUCCUUGGGGAGGGGGAAUGACCUACGCUAGUAAACUAAAAGCAGGGCUAGAGAAGUUUCGCGAGGGGGAGAACCCUAGCUUGAACAAAGACGCCAUGGACGGAGAGGGGAGUGGGAACAUUGUCUUGCCAGAGGGAAGUGAUGUGAUUGUGCCAAACGGAUUACCGGUGGUGGAAAUUUGUCUGAAGGAAGACGAGUCGACGCCUCGCGAGGCGGGGGGCGCGUACGAUAAUGCCAAAAGCCAGGAGGGAGAGGGUUGUCCCCACCCUGCCAAUCUGGAAAAGAACGUUACACAGAGCAAAGGGACUGGAAAGGUCGACCUUGCGGAGGUCAAGGGGCCCUCAGAAGCCUACGCGAGGAAGGUGUGCACGCGUGCCACCCCCUUAGGCGCGGUGUCGUGUUCGGAAACACUCGGGAAGGAGGACUCCUCCCUUCAGGCCAUCCUUCUCAACUUUGAAAACAGUCCGUUUCAGUUUCUCUCGCCGUCGGAAGUGUUUGAUGGACCCAACAACGUUAACGCGGACAGUGCAAUCCAAGGUAGUAAUGAAUCGGAGGACAUGUCGGCUGCGGGGGACGCGGGGAAGGUACACGUGAGGGUGAGCAGGGAUUUCUCCCUCACACCCCCCGAGGUCCCCCAGUACGAGUUUGGACUGGGGAAUACUGUCUUGCCAGGUAGUAUAGGUGUAGUCAUGAUGGACAAUGCUGCUGUAAAAAAUGUAGACAUGACCAAAGGGAACUACGUCACACACAAAGAGGACCCUGGGGUACACACGGAGAGACCCCCCGUUCCCUCUGUACCUGAGGAAAUAACAUACAACUUUCAGGAGGCUGCCAACUACUUGUACAGAGAAUGGGAACAAACCUUUAAGCAGUGUCAAGAAGAUCCAACAAAAGUGCAGUACUACAAGAGCGGGCUUUCAGCGUAGCUACGGUAUAAACCAAGGAAACAACAACAGUCUACGCUUCAAAAUCGCCAUUCAAAUCAAAAAUCAUUACAUACACUUUCCUUCAGAGAAGAGACCCACGGAGUGAGUGUUACAUGGAGACAUUUCUGCGUGACUGUAUGUCACAUUCACAGAGAGCAACACGCUAGCAAGUGUGGUAAACUUGUUAGGCCUCAAUAACAAUGAAUCGGGAAUGCUCUUUUCCAUCAAGG
Messenger RNA from Branchiostoma belcheri (Belcher's lancelet), 2609 nucleotides. RefSeq lists its product as uncharacterized. The transcript is spliced from 5 exons. NCBI's taxonomy places the organism in Eukaryota, Metazoa, Chordata, Leptocardii, Amphioxiformes, Branchiostomatidae. The record is from RefSeq and is a predicted model, not a curated record. Bases 811 to 2379 code for a protein of 522 amino acids.